Molecule: messenger RNA, 2195 nt
Organism: Drosophila biarmipes
Lineage: Eukaryota; Metazoa; Arthropoda; Insecta; Diptera; Drosophilidae
Gene: tbrd-2
Exons: 2
Coding region: 191-2131 (646 amino acids)
Biological process (GO): chromatin remodeling; regulation of DNA-templated transcription
Cellular component (GO): chromatin; nucleus
Source: RefSeq, a predicted model, not a curated record
UAAACGCAGUUUUUCUCAGCAUUAAAAUUGUGCCCGAAAAUUAGACAAAAAGUUUCAAAGUUUACUGAAUCAGUUUCCUACGCGAAUUCAAGGGGUAAUCGAAGGACUUUUGCUAAACAAAGGUCAUAAUAAUUAAUAAAUCUUAAACAUCUUGUGAUUUCUUGGUGAGGCAAUAAGAUACAUUGGCAGAAUGGCCUAUCAGAAGUCGCUUUCCGUGAAAUUGAAGCUCCCGAACCGCGUGCAGCCGGAGUUUGUUCCGCAGCCCGGGAGAGAAGGCCAGUACACCAACAAGAUACACUACCUCAAGAGGCAUGUUCUGGACGAGGUUAUCAAGAAGAAGUACGCGCUGGACUUCCUGGAGCCCGUGGACACGGAGGCUCUGAAGGUGCCCACAUACUACUCGGUGAUAGAUCGCCCCAUGGAUGUGGGAACCAUUACGAAGAGGGUGCAGCACAAUUACUACAAAUCUGUGGAUGGGCUCAUCGCAGACUUCCAGCUUAUCAUCCGCAACUGCUUCAAGUUCAACAAGCCGGGCGACGUGGUCUUCCGCAAGGGCCAGACGCUGGAGAAGUUCUUUAUGAAAAAACUCAGGGCCAUACCCCCGGGGCCGGAGUUGCCCUGCAACAAGGAUCCCAUGGCGGUGGGCAGGUCGAGAAGCACUGCCAGAAUAAUGGCGAACUCGGCCCAAACGGAGAGCAUGUGCCUUGAUCAAUUGAAGAAGUUGCAGCACUUCACCAAUCAGGCGGAUACCACGGCCCGUAACUAUUUCAACGGCAAGUGGGAUUCGUUGAUGAAGAAGCUGGACAAGCACUACUUCAAGUCCGUCGCUGACUUUCGCUCGCACGUGGAGGGCAUCUUCAAGAAGUAUCAUGAUCCGGCCAAAUCUAUCUACGAAAGGGCCUUUCUUCAGCCAGAACCUUGGAGCGCCACCAUGAUUACAAGCCCCAGUUCGUUGCGCACUUCUGCGCUGACCGAUGCGGAUCUCAAUGAGCUACUGCAGGCCGCCAAGCUGGCGGAGAGUGCCUUGGCACAGAGCCUCCAGGCACAGGGUUCCUGGGAAGCAAAAAGGUCCCGGUCUUUGGUGGAGGCCCUGUCUGCCAGUGUGGGCAAAGUAAAGCAAAAACUGGAGGCAAAUAGACAAAAAUCCCUGAACGAGUCAUCAGGCAAGAAUCAAAUGCCAGGUGCCAAUCCUAAGGAUGAGCUAGUCCAGCAGGAACUCAAGCCAGCUCAGGACUUGCUCAGCAGAAGUGAAGUGGACACUCUCGUGGCAGUAUGCUACGAGUCCUCGGAUGAUGAGGGCACCAAAGGCCCAUCCAACGUGGGCAAUGAUGCAGAACCAAAUAAUUUGCAAGGCCUGUUCCCCAAAAUGUCACCGUCUGACAUGAGGGAGAUUAUCCACAUGGUCAAACAAGCCGAGGGAAAGUCCGCGGAGCGUUGGGGCGAUCUGAACUGGGAUAUGUCGGGCUUCUCACCGGACACCUUGGAGCUGGUGAGGCGGGCCGUGGCCAAGGGGUUGAGGGCCCAACACAAGCUCAAUCUCAAGGACAUGCAGCCCUCGGAAAGGGAGGGUCUGCAGCGCUCGCUGCAAUCCCAGCUGAUGGAUAUUACCCGCGUGCUGAACAAGAAUCGGCGCCGAAGCGCUACUAACUUGGUCAAUUCCAGAACCAAACUAGCUCAAAAAAACAAUGCCGUGCGAAAUAGAUCGUGUGGCCCUCUGGCCGCCAGACUGAAGACGCCACCGGAAAAACCUGCGGCUGGAAGAUUCGGAGUGGGUGCGACAGUGGGUUUCGGCGUCGGUGAGUGUCGCAAUCUGAGCGACACCAGCGAUGACUCCAGCGGCCCUCCGAGUACUCAGCGGAGCAUGCCGAAGCGGAAGACUCCACCGCCGAGGAUGCCCUUUGGCACGCCGAAGGCCUUGUUUGGCAGCGAGCUCCGCAUGAGCAGCAGCAGCAGCAGCGAGUCCCAAAAGGGAUCCAAGUCGGGCAGCAGUUCCAGCUCCCGCUCGAGCUCCAGUUCGCGUUCCUGCUCGAGUUGCAGUUCGUGCAGCUCCAGCAGCGAUUCCUCCAAGUCUGGAAACGAAGGAUCUCACAUUCCCAAACGCCCAUUUUUCAACUACCCAUAUAAUUCUUAACUCUGUUGCUAACGCUUUUAAAAUAUGUAAGGGAUGGCGCAUUUUCCAAUAAAUAGAUAGGAAA